AUGGCGGAGGAACAUAAGCACGAGGUACCUGUGACGGCUUCGGAGCCAGAUGUGGAGGUUGUUGAGCGGGAAUCGUUGAUGGACAAGAUAACGGAGAAGAUCCACCACGGUGGUGACUCGUCUUCAUCCUCAUCGUCGGAUGACGAGGACGAGAAGAAGAAGAAGAAGCCGUCUUCUCCGUCGUCUAUGAAGUCGAAGGUUUACCGCUUGUUCGGAAGGGAGAAGCCCGUGCAUAAGGUUCUCGGCGGUGGAAAGCCGGCUGAUAUCUUCAUGUGGAAGAACAAGAAGAUGUCUGGUGGUGUACUUGGUGGUGCUACAGCUGCCUGGGUUCUCUUUGAAUUGAUGGAGUACCACCUUCUCACUCUGCUCUGCCAUGUGAUGAUUGUUGUGCUCGCUGUGCUGUUUCUAUGGUCUAAUGCCACCAUGUUCAUCAACAAGUCCCCACCAAAAAUUCCUGAAGUUCAUAUCCCUGAAGAACCUAUUCUCCAGCUUGCGUCUGGGCUCAGAAUCGAGAUCAACCGUGGAUUCUCUUCUCUUCGUGAGAUUGCAUCUGGAAGGGAUCUUAAGAAAUUCCUCUCUGCUAUUGUCGGCUUGUGGGUUCUAUCAAUCUUGGGCGGCUGGUUCAAUUUCUUGACGUUGGCAUACAUAGCUCUUGUGCUGCUCUUCACGGUCCCUCUUGUCUACGACAAGUAUGAAGACAAAGUCGACCCAUUAGGCGAGAAAGCGGUGAUCGAGAUCAAGAAGCAGUACGCAGUGUUGGACGAGAAGGUGCUGAGCAAAAUCCCACUGGGCCCGUUGAAGAACAAGAAGAAAGAUUAG
Messenger RNA from Thlaspi arvense, 819 nucleotides. NCBI's taxonomy places the organism in Eukaryota, Viridiplantae, Streptophyta, Magnoliopsida, Brassicales, Brassicaceae. The record is from the annotation of a GenBank genome assembly.